UUGUCACACAUCUAAUGCGGACCCGUAGCAACCUCCAGCUUCCUUAACAAAUAACCUUGAGUUAUCCCGUUCUUAAUUCGACUCCGUGAGCCUACACUAAAGCGAAAAUCGAGAUAGAGAAUAUUUUAAAUCUGCUGUGGUUCCUUAACGACAGGUUUGCUUGUGUACGUCUGGCAGCCGCCAAAUCUACGAUGAGUUCAACGUUGAAUGGGGACGAGACCCAUUCACAACGAUGGCAAGGAGCAUCUGAAGCGUAUUGUCACGCGUCCUGGCCCAUUUACGUCCUCAGCGGCCGCCCUAGGUCUCGAGACCUUGGAGACGCUGGAAAGGCUCAAAGUACUGGUCAUAGGUGCUGGAGGUCUAGGUUGUGAGCUCCUCAAGAAUCUUGCUCUCUCCGGGUUUAAAGACAUUCAUGUCAUCGACAUGGACAUUAUCGAUGUGUCCAAUCUGAACAGACAGUUCCUUUUCCGUCACGCAGACGUUGGCAAACCCAAGUGUGACGUGGCCGCUAAGUUCGUCGAAAGGCGAGUUCCUGGCGUCAAAAUCACACCGUAUUACGGCAAAAUCCAAGACAAAGAUGAGAACUACUAUAUGCAGUUCAAUGUUAUCAUAUGCGGGCUUGAUAGCAUAGAGGCAAGACGGUGGAUUAAUGCUACAGUGGUGGGAAUGGUGGAUGAGAACAAUCCAGAUUCAUACAAGCCUCUCAUUGAUGGCGGAACUGAAGGUUUCAAAGGUCAAGCAAAAGUCGUGUUGCCCACCAUGACUUCUUGCUUGGAGUGUCAACUGGACAUGCACGCUCCACGAGUUCAGGUACCGCUGUGCACUCUUGCAACCGUACCACGGCAGCCGGAACAUUGCAUCGAGUGGGCCCAUAUCAUUGCAUGGGAAGAAGAGCGGAAAGGGGACAUGCUUGACACUGACGAUCCGGAUCACAUCAGUUGGCUCUACCGGCGAGCGCUCAACAGGGCCCAAGAGUUCAAUAUCUCAGGUGUCACAUACAGCUUGACCCAGGGGGUUGUCAAGAACAUCAUUCCAGCUAUUGCUUCCACGAAUGCGAUCGUUGCCGCUAGCUGUUGUAACGAGGCGCUCAAGAUUGCAACAGCCUGCAAUCCGUGUCUGGGGAACCUGGAGGAUGAGGAGGCCAACACUUAUAUGAUGUAUACCGGGGACGACGGCAUUUACACUUUUACCUUCCGUCAUGAGAAAAAGGAUGACUGCCCGGUCUGUGGAACGCUUGCGAAGGAGCUUAAUGUGAACGAAACAAAUACGCUCGCCGAGUUCCUGGAGGACUUGGCCGCAAGGCCAGAAACUCAAAUCAAGAAGCCCACCAUCCGAACGAAUGAUAAGUCGCUCUACUAUCCCUCUCCUCCAAGCCUUGAGGAGCAGACAAGACCAAAUCUGCUGAAGCGGCUGACGGACCUGGUGGAAGAUGGUGAGGAGAUGGCAGUGACUGACUCGGAUGGAUCUAUAACUUUUAAGUUCAAGUUGGUAUUCUCAUCGAAGUGAGAGAUCACAUCAGGAAUGCCUUCAUGGUUUCAUGCAUCGAUGGUACUACAGA
Messenger RNA from Eremomyces bilateralis CBS 781.70, 1558 nucleotides. RefSeq lists its product as uncharacterized. The record is from RefSeq and is a predicted model, not a curated record. NCBI's taxonomy places the organism in Eukaryota, Fungi, Ascomycota, Dothideomycetes, Eremomycetales, Eremomycetaceae. Gene Ontology annotation, biological process: protein neddylation. Gene Ontology annotation, molecular function: NEDD8 activating enzyme activity. The coding region runs from base 208 to 1506 and encodes 432 amino acids. The transcript has 8 exons. Gene Ontology annotation, cellular component: nucleus; cytoplasm.